This is a messenger RNA of Phacochoerus africanus (Common warthog), 2823 nucleotides long. It is a transcript of the gene USP51, whose product is annotated as ubiquitin specific peptidase 51. Gene Ontology annotation, biological process: protein deubiquitination. Bases 238 to 2370 code for a protein of 710 amino acids. Gene Ontology annotation, molecular function: zinc ion binding; cysteine-type deubiquitinase activity. NCBI's taxonomy places the organism in Eukaryota, Metazoa, Chordata, Mammalia, Artiodactyla, Suidae. The record is from RefSeq and is a predicted model, not a curated record. The transcript has a single exon.
UAUCCGAUCCUCUUUAAACCAAGUAACCGCCUGGGUCUCCAGCUCCUGGAGGCUCAGAGUAAAGUGGAUGGAGUUCGCAGCGGCAGCUGGCUGAACUCAAGGGCCGGUGGGAGGGGUCCCGGAGGCGCACCGCGGCCAUGACGCAGGCUAGAUCAUUCACAAAAAUUUCUGUUUCAUUCGAUCUGCAGUCGCAACUUGAUUCCAGACGCCUCUCUCCUCUGGCCGGGUGGUGAGCUGAUGGCCCAAGUUCGAGAAGCUUCCUUGCCAUUAGGCUCUUUAGUCCGCUGUAGCUCCGGAGAUGGGGGAGGAGCCUCACCAGAAGAGGUGGCUGAAAAGGCGGGGGAAAUGGAAGAGGAGGAGCUGGGGGCUGCAAAGGCGUAUUCCGGCCCGGGAGCUGAUGAAAUGAAGCUGGAGCCAUCACAAGAGCAUAAGCCAGCACCUGAGGAGAACUUCACGUGGAGCGGCAGCUGCAGCGACGAGAAGGUGCUCCCUUCAAACCCCCUUCGUUGUUACAGCAGCUCCUUGACCCUCUGCCCUCGCCGCAAGCCCCGCCCUCGGCCCCAGCCGGGGACCCACUUCCUAGGCCCGCCCAAGCCCUGGGCCCCACCCCCGCCUCCCUCCCGUCCUCCCCCUCCUCCGCCACCCAGGCCUAGGCCCCCUCCCAGGCCUUGGCGCAGAUCUCGGCGUAGAUCCGGGCCCAGGUACAGGCCCCAGACUCCGCGAAGCUGUUCCAGUGACCUAGGCGGCUCUGGGGAUCCAGAUAGCUUAGGGGACUGGUUGCUGGAGGUGGAGUUUGAUCAGCAGGGUCCCACAGGCUGUUCUCAUGUGGAGAGCUUUAAAGUAGCUAAGAAUUGGCAGAAGAACCUACGGUUGAUCUACCAGCGUUUCAUUUGGAGUGGGACCCCGGAGACUAGGAAACGUAAGGCAAAAUCGUGCAUCUGUCAUGUAUGUAGCACCCAUAUGAACAGACUCCACUCUUGUCUCUCCUGUGUCUUUUUUGGCUGUUUUACUGAGAAACAUAUUCACAAACAUGCAGAAACCAAACAGCACAAUUUAGCUGUAGACGUCUAUCAUGGGGUUAUAUAUUGCUUUAUAUGUAAAGAUUAUGUAUAUGACAAAGAUAUAGAACAGAUUGCCAAAGAAACAAAAGAUAAAGUUUCGAAAUUAUUAACUUCCACCUCAUCAGAUGUCUCUCAACAACAGUGUAUGACAUCAGGUGUUGAAGAGAAGCAAUUAACUUGUGAAUCAAAAGAACAGGAGCCAAAAUUGGUGAAACCCAAGAAAAAGAGGAGAAAAAAGUCAGUCUAUACUGUAGGCCUGAGAGGGUUAAUCAAUCUUGGGAACACCUGUUUUAUGAAUUGUAUUGUCCAGGCACUUACCCAUAUUCCUCUACUGAAAGAUUUCUUCCUCUCUGACAAGCACAAAUGUAUAAUGACAAGUCCCAGCUUGUGUCUUGUCUGUGAAAUGUCUUCACUUUUUCACGCUAUGUACUCUGGGAACCGAACACCUCACAUUCCCUAUAAGUUACUGCACCUGAUAUGGAUUCAUGCAGAACACUUAGCAGGGUAUAGGCAGCAGGAUGCCCAUGAGUUCCUCAUUGCAAUAUUAGAUGUGUUGCAUAGACACAGCAAAGAAGAUAGUGUUGGGCAGGAGGCCAGUAACCCCAAUUGCUGUAACUGCAUCAUAGACCACAUCUUUACAGGUGGCUUGCAGUCAGAUGUCACAUGUCAGGUUUGCCAUACCGUCUCCACUACAAUAGACCCAUGCUGGGACAUCAGUUUGGACUUGCCUGGCUCUUGUGCCACAUUCAGUUCCCAGAAUCCAGAGAGGGCUGAUGGCACAGUGAGUAGGGAUGAGAACAUACCAGGAAACCCCUCACUCACAGACUGCUUACAGUGGUUUACAAGGCGAGAACAUCUAGGGAGCAGUGCCAAAAUCAAAUGCAGUAGUUGCCAAAGCUACCAGGAAUCUACCAAACAGCUCACCAUGAAGAAAUUACCCAUUGUGGCCUGUUUUCAUAUCAAGCGAUUUGAACAUGUAGGCAAACAGAGGCGAAAGAUUAAUACUUUUAUCUCCUUUCCCUUGGAACUGGACAUGACUCCAUUUUUGUCUUCUACUAAAGAAAGCAAAAUGAAAGAAAGGCAGCCACAAACAGAUUAUGCACCCAUUGAGAAUAAGUAUUCCUUAUUCGCAGUGAUUAAUCACCAUGGAACUUUGGAAAGUGGACACUACACCAGCUUUAUCCGGCAACAAAAGGACCAGUGGUUCAGCUGUGAUGAUGCUGUCAUCACGAAGGCUACCAUUGAGGACCUUCUCUACAGUGAAGGGUAUUUACUCUUCUAUCACAAACAGGGUCUAGAGAAAGACUAGUCUUACCAGACCAUUUACCAGAAAAAAAGUAAAAGAAAUUAGCAGACAAGGAUUGGAUGCUAAAGUGACACAAAAACCUACCUGGAAUGGACAAUGACAGUACCUGUACAAUAAAGAACACCUCUUGAAGUAUCACAAAAACCUACCUGGAAUGGACAAUGACAACAUCCCCUACAUGACAAUUAUCAUCUUGAUAUAAGGAACCUAUGGGUCUGUAAGAGGAAAGAAAAAAAGAAUACGAACCAUUCAACCUUAAAUGGGAGGAGGGAGAAGAGGCUGAAAAUGGUCACAUAAAGCAUAAUUAAAUGAAAGGAAUAUUUUAAGUGGGGAGAGUGGGGAUAGAGAUGUUCUGGCACUACUAUAUGUGAUUUGUCUCUAUGAAAAUACUGUGGGAAGUCAGGUACUAUUCCUUCCUCAGCAAAAUGCUUCACAAUUGGUGUUCCAUCUGUGACC